Diceros bicornis minor is the source of this 3410-nucleotide messenger RNA. RefSeq names its product erythrocyte membrane protein band 4.1 like 4A (gene EPB41L4A). The coding region runs from base 819 to 2879 and encodes 686 amino acids. Gene Ontology annotation, cellular component: cytoskeleton. The record is from RefSeq and is a predicted model, not a curated record. NCBI's taxonomy places the organism in Eukaryota, Metazoa, Chordata, Mammalia, Perissodactyla, Rhinocerotidae. The transcript is spliced from 24 exons.
CCCGGCGGCUCCGGCGCCCCGGGCGGGUUCUCGUACGGACCUGCCUGCACCUCGCCGUUUGACCACCUCCGCUCCGCCCUCCGCCCCCAGCCGAGACCCCGCCCAGAAGAGGCGCCCCCUGCCUCGGCCUCUGGGCCCCUGCGAAGCUCCGGGGGUUUUUGCAGACGUCGGGGUCGGCCCAGCUGCACCUGGGCGGCUCCCGCCCAGGGCGCCACCCCCCGCGCCACCAAGAGAACUUUCCCCGGAGCCGCCGUGGCCUGGCACGCCCAGGGCACACCCCCGCCCGCCGCGUUCCCAACCGGGGCGCCCGCCUGCAAGUCCUUCGACUCCCUGCUUCUCUGAAUCUCCUGGAAGAGCAGCUCUCGCCGCCGCUGCAGGGCGUUCGCGGAGGGAGAGCUUGAACUUGGCCACACACAGCGCCCCGUGAUGAGCUCGGGGGUCCCCAGACGCAAGCCGCGCCCCGCAACGAGCUGACCUCCACUCCCCGGUCUCGGACUGCGGGAGGGGCCGGACGCCCCCGCCUUCGGAGGAGCCAGAGCCGCAGGAUGCGCGGGGCCGCGCCGCCGCCCUCCGCGCCCAGUUCCGCCGGCGCUCCCCCGGCCGCUCCCGGGCGCUGACUCUUCGGGGCUUCUCCGCCCUUCUUGUCUCCCGCCCGCGCGGGGCGGCUCGUCCGCGCGGCCCUGGACCCUGCCGGGAACUGUUCCUCUCGCCCUCGCCACGGCGCGGACAAUGAAUUAAUGCCUCGCGCUUGAGGGGAGGGGACGGCUCGGCGCCUGGGUCGCUGCUUUUCUCGCCUGGCUGGAGACGCCACAGCCGACAUGGGCUGUUUCUGCGCUGUUCCGGAAGAAUUUUACUGCGAAGUUUUGCUCCUCGAUGAAUCUAAGUUAACCCUCACCACCCAGCAGCAGGGCAUCAAGAAGUCAACGAAAGGUUCCGUUGUCCUUAACCACGUGUUCCGUCACAUAAACCUCGUGGAGAUAGAUUAUUUUGGGCUGCGUUACUGUGACAGGAGCCAUCAGACAUAUUGGCUGGAUCCUGCAAAAACCCUUGCUGAACACAAAGAACUGAUUAACACUGGACCUCCAUAUACUUUGUAUUUUGGUAUUAAAUUUUAUGCCGAAGAUCCUUGUAAGCUUAAAGAAGAAAUAACCAGAUAUCAGUUUUUCUUGCAGGUGAAGCAAGAUGUCCUUCAGGGCCGGCUGCCCUGCCCUGUCAACAUUGCUGCUCAGCUGGGAGCAUAUGCCAUCCAGUCUGAACUUGGAGAUUAUGACCCAUAUAAGCAUACUGCAGGAUAUGUGUCAGAGUAUCGGUUUGUUCCUGAUCAGAAGGAAGAACUUGAAGAAGCCAUAGAAAGGAUUCAUAAAACUCUAAUGGGUCAGGCUCCUUGUGAAGCGGAACUGAAUUACUUGAAGACUGCCAAAUCCCUGGAGAUGUAUGGCGUUGACCUCCAUCCCGUCUAUGGAGAAAACAAAUCUGAGUAUUUCUUAGGAUUAACUCCAGUUGGUGUUGUUGUCUACAAGAAUAAAAAGCAAGUGGGGAAGUAUUUCUGGCCUCGAAUUACAAAGGUUCACUUCAAGGAGACACAGUUUGAACUCAGAGUACUGGGAAAAGAUUGUAAUGAAACCUCAUUCUUUUUUGAAGCUCGAAGUAAAACUGCUUGCAAGCAUCUUUGGAAGUGCAGUGUAGAACAUCAUACAUUUUUUAGAAUGCCAGAAAAUGAAUCAAAUUCAUUGUCAAGAAAACUCAGCAAGUUUGGAUCCAUGAGUUAUAAGCACCGGUAUAGUGGCAGGACAGCAUUGCAAAUGAGUCGAGAUCUUUCUAUUCAGCUUCCCCGGCCAGAUCAGAAUGUGGCAAGAAGUCGAAGCAAGACUUACCCUAAGAGAAUAGCACAAACACAGCCAGCUGGAUCAAACAGCAUAAAUCGGGUAACGGCGAACGUGGAAAAUGGAGAAAAUGAAGGAACGACUAAAAUUAUUGCACCUUCACCAAUAAAAAGCUUUAAGAAAGCAAAGAAUGAAAACAGCCCUGAUGCCCAAAGAAGCAAAUCUCAUGCACCGUGGGAAGAAAAUGGCCCCCAGAGUGGACUCUACAACUCUCCCAAUGACCGCACGAAAUCCCCCAAAUUCCCCUACGGGCGCCGCCGAAACCCCUCCUGUGGGAGCGACAAUGACUCUGUACAGCCAACGAGGAGAAGGAAAGCCCAUAACAGUGGUGAAGACUCAGAUCUAAAGCAAAGGAGGAGGUCGCGCUCACGCUGUAACACAAGCAGUGGUAGUGAAUCGGAAAAUUCUAAUAGAGAACACCGGAAAAAGAGAAACAGAAUACGGCAGGAGAAUGAUAUGGUAGAUUCAGCGCCUCAGUGGGAAGCCGUAUUAAGGAGACAAAAGGAAAAAAACCAGGCAGACCCCAACAACAGACGAUCCAGACACAGAUCUCGCUCGAGAAGCCCCGAUAUCCAAGCAAAGGAAGAGUUAUGGAAGCAUAUUCAAAAGGAACUUGUGGAUCCAUCUGGAUUGUCAGAAGAACAAUUAAAAGAGAUUCCAUACACUAAAAUAGAGACUCAAGGUGACCCAGUCCGCAUCAGGCAUUCUCAUUCGCCGCGAAGUUACCGCCAGUAUCGCAGGUCCCAGUGCUCAGAUGGAGAGCGAUCCGUUCUCUCGGAAGUGAAUUCUAAAACAGAUCUCGUACCUCCACUUCCCGUGACCCGUUCUUCAGAUGCUCAGGGUUCUGGUGGCUCCACAGUUCAUCAGAGAAGAAAUGGGUCUAAAGAUAGCCUGAUUGAAGAAAAAUCUCAGACAUCUACAAGCAAUCUGGCAGGAAAACACACAGCAAAAACAAUAAAAACCAUUCAAGCUUCACGCCUCAAGAUGGAGACUUGAUCCCAGUGAAGAAGGGCUUGACAUGGGGGAUGGGAAGGGUGUGUGCCACUUUUACUUUGAAACUGUGAAUUAUAAUUAUUCAAAUAUCUUGGACCCGCAAAAGUGUUUCUUCAAAAUAAUCGAGCCUGUUGCUUCUUUAUAAGGUUUGACUAGAGCAUAUUUGUGCCGAAGGGCCUUUUUAUUUGGUAACUGGAAGAAUGGUGGUCUGGUAAAAACUCCUUCACUUGAUGCCAUAUUUUCCUUCCUGGAAACUGCGAGUAUCUCAUGUCCACCACAACCAAGACCAGAUGCUUCUGAUCCAAGUUCUGGACUCCCAGACUGCAGCUAGCUAGCUGUGCAAUAGUACACCAAAGGGGAUGAAAAGGUUCUUCCCAAUUCGAGGUGCAUCUCAGACUGUGCACAGAUGCAUGACUGAGGGAUCCCUUUCAGACUGCAGAUAUUUUUAUUCAUAUAAAUAUGAUCUUUGUUAAUACUGUAUUUUGUGGCAUUAAGUUCCACUUGUUAUUUACAAAUGUAAAAAGUUUUGUUUGU